Messenger RNA from Lachnellula hyalina, 1032 nucleotides. RefSeq lists its product as uncharacterized. Bases 1 to 1032 code for a protein of 343 amino acids. The record is from RefSeq and is a predicted model, not a curated record. The transcript is spliced from 4 exons. NCBI's taxonomy places the organism in Eukaryota, Fungi, Ascomycota, Leotiomycetes, Helotiales, Lachnaceae.
AUGGCACCUAAAGUUUUUAUCACAGGAGUAACAGGUUACAUUGGUGGCGAUGCCUUGUAUGCACUUGAGAAAGCUCAUCCAGAGUACGAAUACACAGCUCUUGUUCGGAACCCAGAUAAAGGGGCUCCAGUAGCAUCUGUUUACCCCAACAUUCGUCUCGUAUACGGGACACUAGAUGAUGCAGAGCUGUUGGAGAAGGAGAGUGCAAGCGCGGACAUCGUUCUACACACUGCAGAUUCCUCCGACCACACAGUAGCAGCGAAAGCCAUCGCAAAAGGCCUCGAAUCCGGCCACAUCAAAGAGAAGCCCGGCUUCUGGCUCCACGUAUCAGGCACCGGAAUCCUGACCUGGAAAGACUUGGAAACAUCGACCUUCGGCGAACCGCCCUCCCAACCCCCCUACGACGACCUCGACGACGUUGCCAGCCUGACCAGUCUCCCAGACACAGCGUUCCACCGCGACAUCGACAAGCUCGUCCUAAGCAGCGCAUCCGCAUCCGUCAAAACGGCAAUCGUAUGCCCGCCCACCAUCUACGGUCCUGGACGCGGGACGCAGAACCAGAGGAGUAGACAAGUGUACACUCUCGUGCAGGCAGCGCUUGAGAAAGGCCAGGCGCCACAGCUCGGCCGAGGACUCGCGGAGUGGGAUAACGUGCACGUGCAUGACCUCUCGGCGCUCUUCGUGCUCCUGGCCGAAGCAGCCGUUGCCAACAAGCCUGAACUCGACGCUAAGCUGUGGGGGGAGGACGGGUAUUUCCUGGCGGAGAAUGGACAUCAUGUUUGGGGCGAGAUUAGUAGGGAGGUUGGGCAGGUGGCGUUUAGCAAGGGGUAUAUUAAGGUGAAGGAGACGAGAGUCAUGGGUACUGAUGAGGCGAAUGAGGCUUAUGGCUUCGAGGCGCUUUCUUGGGGUAUUUGGGGGUGGAAGCCGGUGGGGAAGAGUUUAAAGGAUGAGAUUCCGGAUAUUGUUGAUAGUGAGGCAAGGAGUUUGGGAUUGACGUCUGGGUAUGCGGAGAAAGCUGCUGGUGGAAAGUAA